Monoraphidium neglectum is the source of this 531-nucleotide messenger RNA. RefSeq lists its product as hypothetical. The record is from RefSeq and is a predicted model, not a curated record. Bases 1 to 531 code for a protein of 176 amino acids. NCBI's taxonomy places the organism in Eukaryota, Viridiplantae, Chlorophyta, Chlorophyceae, Sphaeropleales, Selenastraceae. The transcript is spliced from 4 exons.
AUGGGGAAGAGCAAGAAGAAGAACAAGGGGAAGGCGGGAAUCGACUGGGAGGCGCUCACAGCGGUCGAGCCGGCCGGCGGCGGCGGCAGCGCCGACGCAGGCGGCUGGCAGACGGGCCCGGCGGCGAUGGCGCUCGACGGGGAGGACGGCGGCGCCCCAAGCAGCAGCGGUGCCGUCGGCGCGCCCGUCACGGAGAUGGUCAUGGGGGGGACUGACACCCAGGCGUUGGCCCGCAGAGGCGGCAGCGGCGGCGGCAAGAAGCACCGCAAGAAGGGCAGGGGCGGCGGCGGCUCGGAGGCAAUGGACACCUCGGAUGCGGGUGGCAAGGGCGGCGGCGCCGGCAAGCUAGGAGUGAAGACAGGCGGUGGCAUGAAAAUUACUGGCAAGCGCGGCAACCGCACCUCCCGGCAGCUGCUAAGAAAGAUGGCCAAGCACGACAAGGCGCUCGCGUUUGGGGAGAAGCUGCAGGAGAGGGCUGCAGGCAACCAGAGCAGGAAAGUGAAAAAGGCGGCGCUGAAGGCCAUGUACUGA